This is a messenger RNA of Annulohypoxylon maeteangense, 3283 nucleotides long. RefSeq lists its product as uncharacterized. Bases 251 to 3103 code for a protein of 950 amino acids. The transcript has 2 exons. Lineage: Eukaryota; Fungi; Ascomycota; Sordariomycetes; Xylariales; Hypoxylaceae. The record is from RefSeq and is a predicted model, not a curated record.
AUUAAUCACAAAGUCACAAGGUCAUAAAGUUACUUUCUACCAAAUCGAAGUUCUUGUCGUCUGUCUCCUCGGAUUUUUAAAUCUAUAAUCCUUUCUAAUCGAUUCCUCUUUUUUCAGCAAUGUUGCCCAAUCGUUAGCUAUUUUAUAACUAACGGUUUGCACCGGCCUUCUUCCAAACCACUAUAAGCAAACUAUACUAGCUAGAUGAUGUGCGGACUUACGAUUGUCGUGACUUUAUCACAAUUCUACUAUGGCCCUCUUAUACAACCUGGAGCCAUAUCUUACCGAUUUGUCUGACACUUCUUCUGGUGAAACUGAGCCUCAUGAAACCAUGGCUUCUUCUGCGGUGCCCUCUUCCGAGAGUCUGAUCAUGGAUAGGGACAAGUACUCUGAUAAGGACAUCCAGAUACUAUAUCAAAUCGUGACCCGGGCCGAAGAGAUAUUAAACGAUUAUACCCCUACCUCCCGUCUUCCGACUCAUGCUUUAUACAAUGCCUACGAUGAAGUUCUUCCCCAGUAUGGAAUCAACCCAGAUGACGACCGCCUUAUUAGCGAGCUCGUAUUCAAGGUUGGGGGCGUCAGAAAUACCGAUUCGCUUAGGGAAAAGUUUAAAACCGUCAUGUCUCGGUUAGGAAUUACAGUUCAGUGGGAUGAUCCCCCGGCGCAUGGAAAUGAGCACGAUGAUGCCCAUUCGAAUUCCGGUUAUACAUCUGAUGAAUUGUCUGUUGGUGGUAGCGAAGAUCGUCACCCCGUCGCUGCUAAGAUUAUGCCCAAGGAAAAACCCCCCCUUGUUAAUGGUAGACACACCGGUAACGGCUAUGUCGUCCCCGAGAUCCGUUAUGAUCAUCAUAUGGACGACGUCAACGGCGACGCUUCUAUCAGGGAUGACCCCGGUAAUCUCUCCAAGAUUGAGCAGCAACUCGAAUGCAGCGCUAUUGCCUUUCAAAGAAAGCACCAUGACAAAUUCUCAACUAUGACGGCUGUUCGUCAAUGGCAGAAAAGGUCUAAUUUUAUUGGCACGCUGUCCGAUCAAUUUGAUGCUGCGCGGCAGGCUGAUCUGGAAGAGGACCUCGAAGCUAAAUUCGAGGAAUGGAGAGCUUUAUCUGCCGAGGUAGAUCGCUUACCACCACACCGUCUUCCUCCCAAUGUAUACUCUAAGCGCUUCGAAGAGAUUGCAAUACGGGCUCGUGAGAUUCACAAUGCCAAAAUUACGAUAAGGCGCUGGCGACACAAUGCAAAGGAACAAAGUCGCAAAGUCCGGAAGAUCGAGGAGUCAUCAGACCCUAUCGAGCGUGUUGCGGCAAAAGCACACAAGAACUUAAUGCUAUCGCGCGCAUUCGCAAAUUGGUCUAAUCGCUUGGAAGAAGAAUCGGAUAGAGCACAGAUGGCCGCCAAGGUUUACGAAAUGAGAUUAAAGUCCAAAGCAUUUGGCAUUCACCGUCGACCACAUGAAGAUGUUCAAAUGAGUGGUGCUCGCGACAGUCCCGCCGAGUCUUUGCCCCCCGCUUAUAUCGCUAAUUCUGAGGAUGCUCCUAAACUCCCACCCCCCGACGAAAAAUUGGAAUCUAAUGUUAUCAACCAUAUUAUCCCGCCGAACCCUGUGCCUGAUGUUUACGAGAAGACCUCUCCUGGGGCCCCUGCGAAGAAUACCUGCUCUAAUGACGAUCCGGAUGAUUCCGGCAACGAGGAGAUGGACGAAAUCACAUUGCUUGCACGACGCCAUAUUCUUCGUAUGCGUUAUUAUGAUAUCUGGGAGAAGUAUACGGCGGAUAAAUUGAACAAAGCUAAAGGAUUCCAAGUCGAGACACAGAAUGAACGGAUUGCUCAAAUUAUCCCUGUAUGGCGUUCCCAGGCCGAGCAAGCCUCCCAGCAGCAGGAUACCCUACGGUAUAACGCCAAAAGAGCUAGUUAUUAUAACAAGGCUAUCAAAGCGAUAGAUGUAUGGAGGCAAGAGAGCGAAGAGAAAACGCAAGGACAUGAUCAGGUUCUGGACCACUAUGCUAAACGAGCCAAUUUUUACUAUAAAGCUACCAAGUCGGUACCUAUCUGGAGGAGCGAGACCGAGCGUGCCGUCAAGCAGCAGGAAGUCCUCGAGCUUUAUGCUGACCGAGCUGAAUACUACGGUGGAGUUACGAAGUCACUUCCCAUCUGGAGAGCGCAAACACAGCAGGUGGCCGAGCAUGAGAAACAAACACUCGCGCACUAUGCCCAGCGAGCCGACUAUUAUUAUAGGACUAGAGAUACCUUGUUGUCGUGGCAAGACUUGGCCAAAAAGAAGCGCAAGCAGAGAUUGAAAGACGCGCAUCUGGAGACUCGUCGCCUUGUAAAGAAAGGUAUGGGAGAGCGGUGUAUUGCGCAAUGGCGCGAGAAGCUACAACCGAGCUUUGAACGGUACGAAGCGAUGAAUGUCAUAUUGGAAGACGUUAUUGCGGAUCGAGAAUAUCGACAAAGCAUGGAAUCAUUCGACACAUGGCGUGAGCGAGCACGAGAACGAAACGAAACGGGCGCUACGAGCGACGUGAUGGCUAAAGAAAAGCUCUUGCGGCAAUGGAAAGACCAGUCAAGACGCCAUGAAGGGUUGUAUAUCGAAGCCGCACAGCACUGGGAAGAGACAGCCAAAUCCAAGGUGCUGAAGAAAUGGAACCUCACAACUAUUCAAAUGCCGAAUCGACCUCUCAUGGUGGAAAAUGCACUGGAGAAGAAGGAGAGGAGGUUACUACGAACACGCUUUGAGAACUGGUAUGGUCGAACAGCAGACAAGCUUGUUCCCAUCGAGCUUCCCAAUGGAGAUUACAGAAGUGUCGACCAGGUAGUGGAAGAUGCUCAGCGCCAAGCUUCACUUAAUCAAGCACGAGGCUUGUUUGAUAAAUGGCAAGCGGCGGCGAAGACCAGGAGUGAAGCUGCCCAGGAAGAGAUAUACAUACCUACUCCGGGAAGACCCCGUCUUUUCCUAGGAAGCUUGGGUACAACUACGCCUUUAGGACCUCCUCCCGGCCGACUUAAUUGGCGAGCCAGCGAGAUGAUACCGAGAGGAUCAGCUAUUAGAGGCAGGACUAAUCGUUCUGGUCGUCCGGAAAGGAAUCUUAGGGUCUCAUGGGCAUAAUAAUCAAGUAAUUGAAGGCAUUGAUGGCGUUGCGGGUUUGCCCUAUUUUUAUACGAUGGAAAUAUGCAUGGCAUAGGCUAGGCUUACCAGGGCCUACAUAGUGAUACCCCUUGUUCUGUUUUGUUGAUUGGGAGAUCUGGAAUAUUGAAAGAUACCCAUAAUAGAAGACAUGUUGAAUUA